Spinacia oleracea (spinach) is the source of this 1110-nucleotide messenger RNA. The record is from RefSeq and is a predicted model, not a curated record. NCBI's taxonomy places the organism in Eukaryota, Viridiplantae, Streptophyta, Magnoliopsida, Caryophyllales, Amaranthaceae.
CAAAGGGGAAGGGACGCACCAAUUCAGGCUUAUCCGCUACUCCUACUCUCUCAUCUGCGCUCCUUUUCUCUCUCCUCACUCUCCACCUCUCUCUACCAGCCAUGGCGACCACCGCGCCAAACCUGCAUUCUCUCUCAUCAUCUUUCGCCUUCUCAAACCCUUCAUCUAAUGUAUCUGCUACUUCUUUCACUUUCCAAAUUCCCAACAAAAAAGCUCAAAUUUCCUGCAUUUCCUCCAAAAAGCUUCAUACCCAGAAGAGUUUCAAUUUUCAUGAUGCAGUUACUCCGAUGAACAAGCCUAGUUUUGGUAGGGAUCUGAUGGUUGCCCAGGCCACCGAAGCAGUUGCUCCGACUACAGAGGAAGCAGCUACUUCUCAACCCAAAACAUCAAAAAAGGCUAAAAAACUGAAGUACCCUCGGAGAGUACUUGAUGUGUAUCAGAUCCUUCAAUCCCCCAUCAUAACUGAGGCCGCCAUAAAGAAUAUUGCUGAUGAGAACUCACUGCUUUUCACUGUUGAUGUUCGUGCUGAUAAGAAGAUGAUUAGAGAGGCUAUCAGUAACUUUUUUGGUGUGAAAGUUCGAAAAGUAAAUACUUUGAUCAGGCCUGAUGGAACAAAGAAAGCGUAUAUUAUGUUGAAUAAAGAGUACAAUGCUUCAGAGCUGGCAAAGAAGAUAGGAAUUUUCCCAGGUGGAAACUAACUUGAAUACUUUUAGAUGUAUAGUUGUGGCCUUCUUUCUCCUUUGUUGACGACGAAAGCUAAGUUGGAGCCUUGUUUGGAGAUGGGAUCACUAGUAAUUUGCAAUUAUCAAGUAUUUCACUCUUAGCCUUUCAAGUCUCUGUAUCUCUAAAGUGUGUAACUUCCGUCAGUGAGUAUUGCACUUAAGUUUGCUCAUCCUUUUUACCUUCUCGAGCACCAGAAGUAGGUGUAUUUCGCUCUGUAUUUUUUUGUUUUUGUUUUACAUUCGCUGUUGUAGUGUUAAGGUUCAAGGCUUUAAGCGGGAUCAAUGUGUUUUAGUGGAAAGAGUUCAUUGCAAGUGGUCAGAGUGAAAGCAAACUAUGCUUCCUAUCAGUAUUUUUUCAGGCCGGUUUUUUAAGAAAUGUUUAUGUUUA